UUUCCUCAGACGCCCGCGUCUCGUUUAUUUCCUAGCUUUAUUGGCCUUCCGACCUCUGUUCUGUUCUGUGUUCAAAACUAUCUGCAAACAAACUGCAAAGACAAGGACGAAGCUGGCAAGAAGAUGAGUUGGAUCCCGUGCCGAAUUUACAAAUUUACCCUUUAUACUUUCCCCAAACGGAGAUCUCUAUCUAUUCCAGUAUCUAUCUAUCUAUCUAUCUAUCUAUAAAUUAAAUUACGUCCCGUCUCCGAUUUAGACGUGUCUUGACGAGAGGAACUUCUCUCUCUCCUCGUCACGCCUUACAAUCGAAGGCAAUUCUCUUUCAUUUCUAAAGAGAGAAAUAUAUAUAUAUAUAUAUACACACAGAGAGAUAGAGAGAGGUUUUCUGGUUUUAUAUCUAUCCGUCAUACAUAUAUAUAUGUGUGUGUCUGGUGUAAUGCGUAUGGUUCCGUCAUUCAUUCAAUUUAUAUCGAUGCGCGUGUCUCGUGUUGUUGUCCGUUGAUCAAUUGAUUUUCAACGUGUCCCUCCGACGCUUCUCUCACUUGGCGGCCCCUUUUUGUUAUGAAGUUCGGCGGUGCUUCUCUUGUCGUCUUCGUCUCCUCUUCUUCUUCUCUGUUUCUCUCUCCAUUUUCAUGGAACUCUCCUGAUCAACUCCCAGCGGUUAAUAAUUGAACAGCGGUUUGCGGUGGUUUCGGUGUAAACUUGAGUUAUGGCAAAAGGCAACAAUGGCGGAUGCGUGUUCCCUUUAACAAGUUUGCAAAUUGGGGACUUGCAGUCUUAUCUUUCACUUCUUAACCUCUUCCUGGCUCCUGAAACUAACAAAUUCUAUAUCUUGGUGGACAAUCGGCCAUGGCUCGAAGACUUUGGCUCACGGUCUGCACACAUAUGGCAAUUGAUGGUUACCAAGUCCAGGUCAUCCCCCUUUGCAAACACUAAAUCAAAGAAGGAGAGAAAGGUGCGUGGAGAAUUGUUCGAGUUUAAUUCCAGUUCUAAAUCAAACACAAGGAAAUCAAAACAGCUUGAAAGAUGGUUCUCAUUGAUUGAUGCUGCAACAUUAUCUCGGAAGAGAGCCUUGCUGAGGAAUUCUUUAAUUUCAAAAAGCAAGUUGCACGGGACCUUAUAUGGUUUUAUUGUCUUUGAAGUUGCAUGGAGUGAUGUUCGUGGUAUCAAUUAUUUGAAUGAACUUCAGACUGAUACAUCUCUGGCCAUAGAGGCCAAAUGCGUGAAAAGAUGGGAAUUUGAGAGCAUAGCACAAGCUGCAAAUUGCAUAUCUUCAUGGUUUCCAGGAACACACUAUGAGCAGUUUCUCUUAAAAGAGCAUCUGGACUCUGUCAUAGGAGAGGUGUUCUAUGAUGCUCAAGAAAAAUUUCCAAAAAGUAAUAAUGAUGAUGAUGGGAAUAUCUGCAUUGAUAAUGUGUGUGAUGAGGAUGAAUCUCAUUGCUGCCUUGGUAACAGUAUUGAUCUAAACAUAGAAAACAGGACGACAAGUACAGCACACACACCACCACCUCCUGACGGGCCCUAUAAGAGAAGAAAAGUAAUAAAAUCAUUUAGUGCUGGAGAUGGGGUUGAUAUAUAUUCGGAAGAAACACGUCGUGAAAAUUUUGAUUCGCCAACACAUUCUCAGACCUCUUAUGCUAGUGACUGUGAAGAUGCAGUUGAAGAUACUCAGUACAGGGAUGUUUUAAUUUUGUUUCGGUUUAAUGACCGUGAUCUGCCAUUUAAAUUAAGGGAAAUAAUUAUGUCAGAUUUGCGAUUACUUACAUUAUUAGAGUCUGGGCUUCCAUCCUGGGUUAUUUUUCUCCAGUCAUACCCAGGGUUUUCCCAUCUUUAUCGCCCAUGGAUGUGCCCCCUGGCAAGAGCUCUAUAUGUGAUGAUAUCUUUUGUCACUGUACUUAUUGGAUUUUAUGAUUUAUACAAAAAUGUCCCAGUUCUCAAGGCCACUGCAUCUCGUCUGUGUGGGCCUCUUUUUGCAUGGAUAGAAACAUGGGAGAUGGUAUCCAGGAUUAAGUAUCUGGGGACUAUGUUAUUUCUUCAUAAUUUUGAGAAGGCGAUUACGUGGUUCCUGAUGAUAACACGUACUAUUCGGUCCUUUCUUUCAAUCCUCACACAGCCAAUGGCAGGGCCGCUUGUGGAGUUCAUGGAUUUUCUCCUUCCCUUUUGGAAUAUGUGCAUACAAAUAGUGGAGAAUCUUUAUUCUGUCUUUUGGAUUGUGAUUGGUUCUUUUUUCAGUCUAGUGGAGAACCUAGUUGAAAUUGUACUGGUGCCUGUGUGGUUUAUCAUAUCAGUUAUUUGGAACACUGCAAUGUCCGUCAUAUACCCUAUGUUAUGGAUUGUUUGGGAAAUACUCUAUACCCCGGUUCGUCUGCUCCUUGGAUUGGUCAGUUUAAUGGCCUUCAUCUAUACAUGCAUAUAUGAUCUGCUUGGAGACAUAUGGGUGUUUGCAAGUAGCAUAUUCCAGUUCACUUCAGAUGCCCAGGCUGUGAGCGCAUAUGAGGUUUCCAUGUGGCGUUCACUUUGGAAUGACCUUUUCUCCCAGGUUUUUCGUGCUGUCCGGAGCAUUUUGAAUGGCUUUGUUGCCUUCUUCACAGCCUGCAAUAGGCACCGCCUUAGCAUAUAUAAUCAUGUACAGGAGUUCAUCCAAAGGCUAUUUCACCCAGCCCGGAGAUUGCCGUCUGCAGAUUCUAGUUAUAGAACACGUAAAACUCAAAAAUUGUUUGAACCCAGAGGCAGGGAACAAACGCAACAACAUAUGAAUCCAGCAAAAAAAGAGAGAUGACAGUGUUGUGGGCAAGGGAGCUUAUCUUCAGCAGGAAAUACAUUUUGGCAAAAGCAUAGAGAAAUCUAAUCACAAAUGCAAUAUAAUCAGAACCUGCAAACUGACUUGUAGAUAUAAUACAGCUAACCAAAUCUGUAGAACCACCAAACUAACCUAACCUAACCCCAUCCCAUAGGAAGAGCUUUUUGUCCUCCUGUUUCUCUCUUUUUUCUUUUUUCUGUGUAUUCUGCUGCAUCUCUUUCGUUCAUUUAUUUGUUAGUUCUUUUUUUCCUUUCCGACUAGUCUGAGGUUCUGAGCCCCAUAAUAUACAUGUAAAUUUCAUGUGUAAAUCUUGAGUGUAUCAGUCAACAUGUAGUGAAUAUUGAUUUAUUUUAUUUACAGAAGUUUAGUGUUUUUACUAA
Cornus florida is the source of this 3180-nucleotide messenger RNA. RefSeq lists its product as uncharacterized. The transcript has 10 exons. The record is from RefSeq and is a predicted model, not a curated record. NCBI's taxonomy places the organism in Eukaryota, Viridiplantae, Streptophyta, Magnoliopsida, Cornales, Cornaceae. The coding region runs from base 710 to 2779 and encodes 689 amino acids.